AUGGUCAACUCCUGCUGUGGCUCAUCCUGCUCUGAGCAGGGUUGCUGCCUGCAGACCACCUGCUGCAGGCCCAGCUGCUGCCGCCCCAGCUGCUGUGUGUCCAGCUGCUGCAGACCCUGCUGCCAGUCUGUGUGCUGCCAGCCCUGCUGUCGCCCCAGCUGCUGCCGCCCCAGCUGCUGCAUCUCCAGCUGCUGCCGGCCCUGCUGUCAGUCUGUGUGCUGCCAGCCCUGCUGUCGCCCCAGCUGCUGCCGCCCCAGCUGCUGCAUCUCCAGCUGCUGCCAGCCCUGCUGUCAGUCCGUGUGCUGCCAGCCCUGCUGUCGCCCCAGCUGCUGCAUCUCCAGCUACUGCCGGCCCUGCUGUCAGUCCGUGUGUUGCCAGCCCUGCUGCCGCCCCAGCUGCUGCACUUCUAGCUGCUGCAGGCCUUGUUGCCAGCCCAGCUGCUGCCGCCCCAGCUGUUGUACUUCUAGCUGCUGCAGGCCUUGUUGCCAGUCCAGCUGCUGCCGCCCCAGCUGCUGUAGUGGAUCUUGCUGCUGA
Perognathus longimembris pacificus (Pacific pocket mouse) is the source of this 534-nucleotide messenger RNA. RefSeq names its product keratin-associated protein 4-6-like. Gene Ontology annotation, cellular component: keratin filament. Lineage: Eukaryota; Metazoa; Chordata; Mammalia; Rodentia; Heteromyidae. The transcript has a single exon. The record is from RefSeq and is a predicted model, not a curated record. Bases 1 to 534 code for a protein of 177 amino acids.